UCAAGAAAAAAUAAAGAUUCUCAAUUAUGGCAUCCUUAAACUCUAUUAUGGUCUCAUUUUUCUUAGUCUUAUUAUUUUCAAGUUCUUGUUUUGCUCUUUCUGAUACAACCCCUGAAAAGUUCUACCAAUGUAUUUGCAAGAAUUCUGAUUUCUCUGAUCCUUUUUCCAAAGCUUUCUUCACCCCAAACACUGAUUCAUUCAACACAGUCUUGAAUUCCACAGCUCAAAAUCUCAGGUGUUUGAUGCCAACAGUUCCCAAACCUGUACUCAUUUUCACACCAAUGGCAGAAUCCCAUGUUCAAGCAGCAGUCAUUUGUGCAAAACAACUCAAUCUUCAGCUCAGGGUUAGAAGUGGAGGCCAUGAUUAUGAAGGUCUCUCGUACAUUUCAGUAAUGGACUCUCCUUUUGUUAUCGUCGAUCUCUCCAAACUACGAGAGAUCGACGUGAACAUAGAGGAAAAUUCAGCUUGGGCUCAAGCUGGUGCUACUGUUGGUGAAGUUUAUUAUAGAAUUUCAGAGAAAAGCAAAACUCAUGGAUUUCCAGCUGGACUUUGUACCAGUUUAGGAAUUGGUGGUCACAUAACAGGUGGGGCAUAUGGUUCCAUGAUGAGAAAAUUCGGGCUUGGGGCUGACAAUGUGAUCGAUGCUCGUAUUGUCAAUGCGAAUGGCACUAUACUCGAUAGGCUAUCGAUGGGGGAAGACUUGUUUUGGGCGAUUCGAGGUGGUGGAGGAGCAAGUUUCGGGAUCAUACUGUCCUGGAAAUUAAAAUUAGUUACUGUUCCAUCGGUUGUCACUGUUUUCACUGUCCCGAAAACAUUGGAAGACGGCGCGACGAAGAUUUUAUACAAGUGGCAACAAGUUGCUGAUAAAAUUGACGAUGAUCUAUUCAUGAGAGUAGUCAUAAAUGUGGUGGACAAAAAAGAUAAAAAGGGAGAAAGGACAGUUCAAACAGCUUAUAACUCAUUGUUUCUUGGAAAUGUUGACAGGCUUUUACAAAUAAUGAAUGAAAGUUUCCCUGAAUUGGGAUUGACACAAAAAGAUUGUACAGAAAUGAGUUGGAUUGAGUCAAUCUUGUACAUUGCUGGUUUCCCAACAAAAACCCCACCAGAAAUACUUCUCCAGGGGAAGCCAACAUUCAAGAAUUAUUUCAAAGCCAAAUCAGACUUUAUAAAAGAGCCAAUUCCUGAAACAGGACUUGAUGGUAUAUGGAAAAGGCUAUUAGAAGAAGAUUCACCACUAAUGAUAUGGAAUCCAUAUGGAGGAAUGAUGGCUAAUAUAUCAGAAUCAGAAACUCCUUUCCCACACAGAAAAGGAGUCAUUUUCAAGAUUCAGUACUUAACUCUCUGGACUGAACCUGAUCAAGAAUUGGCUACGAAACACGUUGAUUGGAUCAGAAAGCUAUACAGUUACAUGACUUCUUAUGCUUCUAUGUUCCCAAGAGAAGCUUAUGUGAAUUACAGGGAUCUUGAUUUAGGAAUGAACAAGAAUGGGAAUUCAAAUUCCAGCUUUGUACAAGCCACUGUGUGGGGGAAUAAGUAUUUCAACAACAAUUUUAAUAGGCUGGUGGAAAUCAAGACUAAGGUGGAUCCUGAAAACUUUUUCAAGUUUGAACAAAGCAUCCCAACUCUUCCUCUUACUAAGAAGAGAAAAGGAAAAAAGAUUAACCAUUAAAAAGAUAAGCUAGUGAUGCUAAGCUAAUUUUGGCAAAAUAUUAUUAGUAUGCUUAAUUUUAACCUCAGUACAAGUCUAAUUGCUGUUUAAAGUGGUGUAAUGUAUGGUUUUACCAAAAUCAUACUAUAAUAUAGUAGUAAAUCUAGUGUUUUAGUUAUGCCUCCAGCAGAGGUAGCAUGUGUCGACUUACUAUAUGAAAGAAGGGUUAUCUAUGCUUUUUA
This is a messenger RNA of Nicotiana attenuata, 1891 nucleotides long. Its product is annotated as berberine bridge enzyme-like 13. Gene Ontology annotation, molecular function: FAD binding; oxidoreductase activity. The record is from RefSeq and is a predicted model, not a curated record. The coding region runs from base 27 to 1670 and encodes 547 amino acids. The transcript has a single exon. Lineage: Eukaryota; Viridiplantae; Streptophyta; Magnoliopsida; Solanales; Solanaceae.